Paramuricea clavata is the source of this 7421-nucleotide messenger RNA. The record is from the annotation of a GenBank genome assembly. Lineage: Eukaryota; Metazoa; Cnidaria; Anthozoa; Malacalcyonacea; Plexauridae.
AUGGACGAAAGUGUUGGGGACACGCAAGAUGACGAGUUGAUUUCUGCCGAAGGCGACGGCGACAGUAUAGCUUCAACUCGAAUUCAUGGGAAGGUAGACGAGUUGUUCAAUUAAAGAAAGCCCUCAGGUAACGGCCAAGGACUCUUCUGACUACGUUUACUUUCAAAAUCAGGUAAGCGAAAUUAAAUCAAAUCUAGAUCAGCACAUUGAUAAAACGAGAACGGAACUUCAACGAAUAGAAGAAUCUUUUGCAGAUCAAUUUGAUCAGCUAAAACAAUUACAGUUCAACGAAAGGACAAAAGAACUUGUCAAAUAUUGCUUAUCCAACUUAGAGACCCAAAACUGUAAGCUCAAAUAAGAAAAUAUUCAGCUUCGGAUCGAUAACGACAGUCUUAAAGAUAGACUCAAUUCUGUCUCCUACGUUGUCUAUGACCUAAACACCAAAAUUAAAGAUAUCGAAAGUGAAAAGCUUAGUCUAGUCACUGCUAUAAAGCUAUUACAAGAAGACAACAAUUUAGCAACAAUAAAUAACAGAGAUUCGGCUUGCAGUUCGUGGCAAACUUCAAGGUUUAAAGCACAAAGUAAUGCACAUAAUAUUUCCUCUAAUGAUGGGCAUAAUAUAACCGUACGCAUGACUGAUCAAAAUAAUCAAGCACCAGAGGCAGUGACAAAAACAUCAAAUAAGUUUGAUAUCUUGUCUGUGGAAAGUUGUUCUGAUAAUGAAAGCGACACAAAUGUAGAUGAUAGUACUUUGAAGCUCAACACUAUAUUGCCAUCGGAAUCUAGACUAAAUAGCCCAAACGUCGACUCGAGGAAAUAUGAUAAUGCACAAAAGAAAAAUCAGUCAACCCAAUCUUAUGGUCAAAGCAAAAAGUCUAAUUCAAAGUCCAAUGAUAAUAAUCGUAGUUAUCGUACUGCGAAUUCGAAGAGAGCCGCUACAUCUCAAAAGGGCACUACAAAUCAACCUAGUAAGCUUGUAUUUAUAGCUGGAGAUUCAAUAGUCGAACAUGUCCACAGCUGGGAGUUAUCUGAUGCUGAACGGCGAGUAGCUGUAAAAUCAUUUUCAGGUAUACGUGAGAUAUGCGUGACUUCCUUAAGAUAUGCGUGACUUCCUUAAACCACUUAUCCGCAAAACACCUGAUGAGGUGAUACUACACAUAGGCACCAACGAUGUAAAAGAUAAUUCGAAGACAGCAGAAAUGGUUGCAGCUGGUAUCCUGAAUCUGGGUACUCAGGUUAAAGAAUCUUUGCCACGUACCAAAGUAAGCUUCUCAAGUAUAACUGUCAGGAAAGACAGGCAUUCUAUUCAAAAUAAAAUAGAACAUGUUAAUGCUAUACUUAAACGCAUGUGCAUUGAAAAUAAUUGGACCUAUAUAGAUAAUAGCAACAUUGACUAUACUUGUUUAAAUAGGCGUGGUUUAUAUCUAAAUAAAAACGGAAGCUCAAUUAUUAGUAAGAAUUAUAGCAACAUUUACGCUUAAAUUGAUAUAAUGUACAGCCAGGUGGAAACAGGCAUACACCGACUAAGCCAUGCUUACCUAAUGUAAAGGGUUUUAAAAUGGGUAUACUUAACAUAACUAGCUUACCUAAACAUAUAGAAGAAAUUAGAGUAAUAUUAGCUGAAAAAUGUCUCGAUAUUCUCGCACUAAAUGAGACAAGACUAGAUAAUAAUAUUACCAAUCAGGAUAUGUUUAUUCACAAUUAUGAUUUAAUUAGGGCCGAUCGUUCUAGAACAGGGGAGGCGUCUGUUUAUAUAUAAGAAAUUCCAUUAAUUAUUUCGAACGAAAAGAUCUGACUAGAGAUAAUCUUGAAGCAGUUUGUAUUGAGGUUAACAAACCCUCUUCUGCAUCGUUUAUUGUUGGUACCAUUUUUAGACCUCCAGGUGCUUCUGUCGACUCUUUUGCCAAUAUUGAGCAAUUAAUUAAACUUAUAGAUGAUGAGAAUAAGGAAUUUUACAUGCUUGGUGAUUUAAAUGUCAAUAUGCUUGACGUUUCAAAUAAUGCCACAAAAAACUUAAAUUCAAUCAUUGAACUAUAUCAGUUAACACAAACAAUAAGCUCACCCACUCGCGUGACCAUGACUUCAUCUUCUCUGUUGGAUGUUUGUCUCACCCCAACUCCAGAUAAGUUAGUCUUAUCUAAAGUGGUGCAGAUUGCUAUCAGCGAUCACUAUAUGAUUAUAGUUGUUCGUAAAAUUAAUAUUCGUCCUAAACAAGACAACCCGCCACAAGAAAGUCGAAAUUCGAAACUUUAAGUAUUUUAAUGCAGAAAAUUUCCUAAUGGAUUUGAGUAAUCAGGAAUGGGAGUUGUUGGACAAUAACUUCUGCGUUGACAGGAUGUGAGAAACAUGGAAAAUUAUUUUCUUGUCAGUUCUAGACAAGCAUGCACCAAUUAGAGAAAAGAGAGUAAAAAAUAUACCAAAUAUUCCUUCGCUGACUAAUGCAAUUAAAAAACAAAUACGUGAACGGGAUCGUCUCAAAUUCCUUGCCGUUAAAUACAAUUCAGAAAAUUACUGGACUGCAUAUAAAACCUCUAGAAACCAUAUAACUAGUACACUGCGAGAAGCAAAAACAGCAUAUUAUAAAGCACAAUUUGAAAGUGUCAAACAUGACCCUAAAAAGCUUGGAAAACCGUUAAUAAAAUCCUUAACCGGAAACAAGAAUGUCGCGAAAUAAAUUGUAUCCAUACUCAGAAUGGUCAAAUUUCUUGUCCAAAUGAAUUAGCGGAGCGCUUUAAUAAUUACUUUACUGACAUUGGUCCAAAAAUUGCCACAACCAUUGGUAAUACUGAUAGAAAUUUCACGGAUUACAUAACAAAAGCAACAAGUAGUUUCAAGUUUCAAACAGUGUCUGAAACCAAAGUAUACAAACUUCUCUCCUCUUUAAAUCCUUGUAAAUCUACUGGAAUUGAUAAAAUUCCCGCUAAAAUUAUUCGUAUUGCUGCGCCAAUAAUUGCAAAUUCACUGACAAGAAUUUUUAAUACGGCAAUCUAUAGUGAAACUGUUCCUUCAGAGUGGAAACUAGCGAGAGUUAUCCCUUUACACAAAAAUGGCCCUCGAAACAUGUUGAAUAACUAUCGCCCAAUUUCCAUUCUGCCUAUAGUAAGUAAAGUUUUUGAAAAAGUUCUAUAUAGUCAACUAUAUGAUUAUUUUGUUGUUAAUAAUUUGUUGUCUCAAAAUCAACUUAGUUUUAGGCAGUUCCAUUCUACAGCUUCUGCCCUUUUGGACAGUACUAACGAAUGGUUCAUUAAUAUGGACCGUGGUCAAUUCAAUAUUGCAGUAUUUCUUGACUUGCAGAAAGCAUUUGAUACUAUAAAUCAUAAUAUAUUGAUUAAGAAACUUGACCUUUAUGGUCUACAAAAACCUGCCCUAAAUCUUUUAGGAUCAUACUUAGAAAACAGAUUUCAAAUGUGUACUGUGAACGGCGUAUUGUCUAGAAAAAAUCUAGUUACUUGUGGGAUCCCCCAAGGUUCAAUUCUUGGGCCACUCCUGUUUCUAAUUCAUAUAAACGAUCUGCCUACAAGUCUUGAACACUCGUCAUCAAGAAUGUUUGCCGACGAUACAACGUUAACUGUAUCUGGUAAAUCUCUUCAUGAUGUAGAAGUUGCCAUCAAUCACGAUCUUUCAAACGUUAAUCAGUGGCUCUGUGCAAAUAAACUAUCUUUAAAUCUCGUUAAAACUGAGUACAUACUAAUUGGAUCACGGCAUAAUAUUAAUAAUAUAUUGGCCACCCCAAAGGUAUUUGUUGGCGACAUACCAAUUAAAAGGGUAAGAGAAACAGUCAGGCACUUGGAGUCUAUAUUGAUGAAUUUCUAUCAUGGGAAAAGCAUAUUGAUAAAAUUGCUAAAAAAGUCUCAUCCAGAAUUGGGGCAAUCAGAAAGUUAAAAUCAUGUGUAGACCGUAAUACAUUAAUUUGUGCCUAUAAUGCACUUGUUUUGCCUCACCUUGUUUAUUGCUGCGAAGUUUGGGACACCGUUGGUACUAUACUUUCUGAUCGUCUCCAGAAAUUACAAAAUAGGGCUGCUAGAGCUAUCGUGGGUCGUAAAAAUGAACAUGGUCAAUCUGAACUUGCUCUAAAUGAAUUAAACUGGAAACCUCUGAGCGAACGCAGAAAUCAGUUUGUGGCAAGUCUUAUGUAUAAAAUUACUCAUGAUCUAGCGCCCUUACGACUUACUGAUAUUUUUCAAAAGACGUCUUCCUCCCAGCAUUAUAAUUUGCGGGGCUCUUCCACUAAACUCCAUUUGCCCAAGCCUAAGACUGAAUAUCUUAAAAAAAAUCUUAGGUAUAGAGGGGCUAAACUGUGGAAUAGUCUCCCAAAUGAAUUAAGAGGAAAAGAAUCACUAGCUAUAUUCAAUAAAAACGUAUGACACCAGGCUACUAAUUAGAGUUUUCAAACCCAUAUUUACCUUGACUAUUUAUUAAUCUAUUAAUAUUUACUAUUAUGUAUGUAUGUAUGUAUGUAUUGUAUGUACUAUAUCUAUUUAAUUAUGUAUGUAAUUGUAAUAAUUGCAUGUAAGUAACUGUAUUUGUAUGUUUAACUUUUCUAAAUUUUUAAUGUAAAUUUGAAUUUAAUGCUACGCCCCCCUUGGAAAUCAGCUUUUGCUGUAGGGGUACGUUAGCGUAGUAAAGUAAAGUUUUACCUACCUUACCUUACCUACCUACCUCAGAUACACCCCCUCUUGAAGCAGUACCUGGACGGAACCAUAUUUCCGGACACGUAUAUGGUCGGGAACCUAAUCAGAGCAUCCAGAUGAAAGUGCUUGUCGAUGGGUUUCAUGGGAUCUAUAUCCCCUCCCCCAUCCUUAUACAUCUCUAUGGUCUUGUCGAUUUUUGCGUAUAGGACGGGUUGUUUUCCACUCCGAUAGAAACACCUUAUGGCUUUCGUUCCGGACUUCCCAACCUCUUCGGCACAUCUUCUCUCCAGUACCUCCAAGGCUGAUAGGAAGUCCUUGUGGUCUCCAACCGCCAGUGGAAUGGUGAAGUUCUCCUUCCCAAACUUCUUGUCCUUGUUGAUCCCAUAAGCCAAGCAGUCCUUCAGCUGUAGCAGAAAGGGUCCACCGUCCUCUGCCACAAGUCCGAUACUUUCGGACCCGAACCUGUUUCCGACGGGUUCCUCAAAGUCAAACGAUUUUUCGGAGAAGUCUUCCGCUCUGGUUAUGGAAAUGGUUCCUUUUAUUAUACAAACACUAUCUAUAAAUGUUGAUUCUGUUCAGCAAGACUCCGACAAGCGUGCGUGUGUGUCUACACGCGCGGGCGUGCGGGCAUGCCGGCAUAUGAACGUGUGGGUAUGCGGGGCAUGCGGGCGUACGGGCAUAUGGGCAUGCGGGCGUACGGGCAUAUGGGCAUGUGGGCGUGCGGGCGUGUGGGGUCUUCGGAACAUCGGGUCAACACUUUCGAGGAUUUGCGGCAAACUGUCAGAGCAUGUGUGUACGUACUUGCGUGCCUGCGUGUUCGCGACCACGGAUGCGCGAGAACGGGGGAGGUGUCCGGCAGGCAGAGGACCCCUAGGACGGCGCGGAGAAUUGGGGAACCGGAAGUGACGUCAUCGAUUCAACCGGAAGUGACGUCAUCGAUUCUCCCGCGCAUGCGCAAACGUCCUAGAACCGGCCUUUAUUAGCUAUUAGCACACAUAAAAAACCACAAUCAAGGGCAACUUCAUUUCAAGGUGAAUUUAGAAAACAUUUAUACAGCAUAUGUAAAUGAGGUUGUAUUAUGCACUAAUGCUUUAAUAUACCAUGACUGUGCUGUUACAAUGUGUACUUCCUAAUAUGCAGUACGAGUAAUAAUAAUCAGGGUAACUGUCAUAAGUAGUAAUACCCCCUCGUCUGGCGGAUUCAUAAUUAAUUAGGCAAAAUGAAUAUUUAAUGAGCUUUCAUAUUCAUGACGUCAUUAUUGCCUUGCUCCUUUACGACCUUCAUCCUAAUUAUGUAUUCAUGACGUCAGUACUUAUUAUGUAUUCAUGACAUUAUUAUGUAUUCAUUCCGACUGCCGCUCGAAGAUGAUGUCAUCCCGACUCGUCGCCGAGUGCACACAUGAUGUCAUAAUGAUAUGCAAGGCGAGCCUGAGCAAGAAAGUCAUUAAGCUGAGGUCAGCAUUUCUAUCACAAAAGUAAUCGCUUUUUUAAUGUUAUAGCUAUGUUAGCGUCGCUACAAUUAAAUGACAACUAUAUGAAAAUUUGCAUCGAGCACAUGGUAGGACAAUAACGAAAGUCGUUAAGGUGGGCAGCUUCUGGCGAAACGGUCAUUAGCUUGUGUAGUUCAUUUUACUUUUAAACAUGGAAGGCGAGUCAUCUGUUCACUUACUGGAAGCAAUUUAUAUCCAUGCAAUUCAGAAUGAAGUUAAUAAAAUCUGCGAAGACAACUGCUACGGUUGUGAAGUCAGUCAUCCUAGUCAAAGAAACCAUGACUGUCUUAUGAUGGACGACGAAGAAAGAUGGUUGUUGUAUGCAGCGGACGCAGUUAUGCAAGUGAAGUGCAAGUAUUGCAUUUGGAGCGAAUUUAUUGAAGCAACAAGAGUAUUGAAGAUGAUCCAUCGCGAAAAUAUGCGUACACGUUUACAGCAGCUGGAAAGCAUCGAUGAUCCCAUGUUAUUGAAAUCAUUGAGCGAACAGCAUUUAACGGAAGAAAAUCGAAAACUUCACUGCAUUAUUAAUUACCUGUCAUACUGGAGAGACGAUGCGGGCAAGAUUGGGCAAGCUUCAUCUACUUAAUAAAACUCUUUGUUGUCGCACGAUAGGUAAUUAGUUUUUCUAUACAUUAUCCUUAAGCAACGCGUCGCGUCUAUUCAUUUAAUCACUGUCUCUCAAACGAAAUGGAGUGCUUACACGAAAAACCAACAACCUCUUCUACAACACAACAUGGAACAUUUUGGUUUUGUGGUCAGAAGCCUAGCUGUAACUUUUUCUGUCCAGACGAAGACAGUUACAUGAUAAAGGCCGUAGAAUCGUUUCGCAAAAGUGGUAAUCUUCAACCAAUAUGUCCUGCUCAUCAGAAACAUGCCAAGAUAUGUAUGGUUAAAGACAAGAUGAAGCUUAGUUAUGGUCGACCAUUCUUCGUCUGCGCUGAACGAGAAAACCCGUGUACGUUUGGCAGUGGGGCGAUAUAUUUCACAAUCCUUCUCCGAGAUGCAGUCAUGGUUUGGUGUGCCGAAUUCGCAAAGUCAAGAAAGACGGGCCGAAUCAAAAUCGUCUCUUCUACUGUUGUGCGAAAGAAAACGAUGCCUGUAAUUUCUUCGAAUGGAAACCAACCAAGGAUUCGCCAUCCAUUCAGAACUUGGGAGUGUUGUUUACCAACCCGCUACAAUAUCAGUAUAAAGUAGCAGAAACUGGAGAGACAUUUAUUAGUGGAAAAGUUGACACUAAGGACGCGUGCGAAGAAUACUUAUUCUUUAAAUCUGUAAAUGCUCUAGCAAAUGAGUUUAGUUAA